CGCAUCUCGAGUUUAUUUCGAGUUUGAACGCGAAGCCUAACGGACGUGCAUGCAGCAUUAGUUAGGAACAAAAACCGGAGACACCGGGAAACACAGAUUGGAAACAUAGCCGGGACAAAGUGUAGAGGAGUGUAUGGAACUUUCCUGUUUCAUCACAGAAGUGCAUGGCUUAUAUCGUGUUCAAAUACGAGAAAAUUACCCAAAUACGACGCUCGCGAAGAUCGUAGUGCGACGUAGUAGUGCGGAUUAUUACACAGUUGAAAAGUCGGGUUCUCGAGUGCACCGUCGAGACAGCAUAAGCAGUGUGUGUGGAAGAGCAGUGUGUGAAAGCGAGCAUAACGAAGCAAAAUCAUAAAGUGAGGCUGGCUGGCUGGCUUGCUCUCGGGUGAAGUGAAGUGAAGCGGAUUGGAAAACGAGUUUUUCCACCCUUCUAAGCAGUGUGAAAAAAGCGAGCAAUAUAAAAUAAAAAAAACCUGCGCCGCAGUGUGGUGUGAAUCGGUCUGUGUCCAGUAGAGAAGCCUCGAAUGGACUUUAGGGCAGGACGUGAUCUCUGAAGGUAGAAAAAUCCUCAAACCAAACCCAUUUCCAUCAUCAAACCCAGUUGCGUUCGCGUUUGGGCGAAGUGUUGUUGCUGAUGAGCAAAAGGCAACGCAACGACGCAAGAAAAUAAAGAAAAGCGCCUUGAGUGAGCUCUUGUUGCCUCGGUGAGUUUUCGUGAGGCCCGUAACAAGUGAGGAAGCAAGAGUGCGGUGCGGUGUUGCUGGAAAGGAAAUCAAUACCGCGGAAAAUCUAAUCCGUGUCUUCCUGUUUGUGUUGUUGGGUGUGUCUGUGUGUACGUGCGCUCGUUGCUGUGUGUGAGUGGCGUGGGAUACGCUGGCGCUAGGAAAAUGUUCCGAUCCUGAUGUUGGUGCUGUGCGAAAGUUAGAAUAUUCUUCCGAGCGUGUUGAGUGUGCGAAAAUUGGCAGCACACCGGAGGCGCGCGCCGUGAUGUGCUGGUGAGUGGGCAGAAAAGCUCCGGCAUUCCCUUCCCUUCCGGCCUGCGGCAGGUGGAAUGUGCGCGCGGUCUGCUGCGGUGGUGAUGAUUGUAGUAGCCCGCAGUUGUGUUCCGUAUUGGUUCGGUUUGAGUUAUCGGUUGAAACCUGCGGCCGUGUCUGGCCCGUGAGGUGCGUUUUAGGAUAGGGCAGGCCCGUGCCGAAUCCCUAGUGGCGCGAGGGAUAGAGAAGAAGCAUCGUGUGAAACGAAAAAGAGUAGAAGUGAGUUUGAAGGAGAAUUCCGUUCGAUAGGAGAAGAGAAGAGAUACAACACACAGAUCAACAUGAUGUAUCAGCGAAGAAGUAGAACGUGUGCGGGAGGCGAAUCCACCACGAUGGUUCUAGUGCUCCGGUUAGCGGUGUUCGUGUGCACACUCACCCUGGCUACCUGCUCCCAAUGCACGUGGGAGUACGAAAAGUCCAGCGUCGUGUGCCGGCUUCGGACACUCGAGCGAACCGGGCUUGAUCUGCAAGGGGCAGAAGGUACCUCCCGGCUGGACAUCGAGUGCAGUGAGCUGAUUCUGUUCGAGAGUCAGCUUCCGCGGAACAGUUUCAGCCGGUUGGCGGCUCUCGGCGAGCUACGGAUCGAGUCGUGCAAACUGCUCCAACUGCCCGAGGGUGCCUUUGAGGGUCUGCUGGCCCUGAAGAAGCUUAGCGUCAACACGCACAAUUACGAAUGGGGACCGGGCAAGGUGCUGGAACUGCAGGCCGGUUCGAUGCGCGGUCUGAAGGAGCUGCAGUCGCUCGACCUGAGCGAUAACAAUAUUCGUGCCCUGCCCGAUGGUUUCCUGUGUCCCCUGACCGGGUUGAAGGUGUUGAACCUUACCAACAACCGCUUCCGAUCGGCGGAAGCGCUCGGUCUGGCCGAGAAGACGUGUGCCGGUGGCUCGGAACUGCAAGCGCUUAAUCUCGCCUACAACGAGCUGCGAGCCGUGCCGACCGGUUGGGGCGUUUCGAAGCUACGCCGUCUGCAGCAUCUCAACCUCGAGUUCAACAACAUCUCCGAGGUGCACGGAGAUGCGCUGGCCGGUCUGGGUUCGCUCCGUACGCUCAACCUUAGCUACAACCAUUUGGAAACGUUGCCGGCCGGUCUGUUCGCUGGAUCGCGUGACCUCCGCGAGAUCCAUCUGCAGGGUAACCAAAUCUACGAGCUACCCCGUGGGCUGUUCCACCGACUCGAGCAACUGCUCGUGUUGGACCUCUCGCGCAAUCAGCUGUCCUCGCACCACGUCGACAAUGGGACGUUCUCGGGACUGAUCCGCCUGGUGGUGCUUAAUCUGGCCCACAAUGCCCUAACCCGCAUCGAUGCACGCACCUUCGCCGAGCUGUACUUCCUGCAGAUUCUCGAUCUGCGCAACAACUCGAUCGGUUACAUCGAGGACAAUGCGUUCCUGCCGGUGUACAAUCUGCAUACGCUCAAUCUGGCAGAGAACCGGCUUCAUACGCUGGACGACAGGCUAUUCAACGGGCUGUUCGUACUGUCCAAACUAACCCUCAACAACAACCUCAUCAGCAUCGUAGAGCCGAACGUGUUCCGCAACUGCUCCGAUCUGAAAGAGCUCGACCUAAGCUCGAAUCAGCUGACCGAGGUGCCGUACGCAAUCCGCGACCUGUCGAUGCUGCGGGCACUCGAUCUCGGCGAGAACCAGAUCGCACGCAUCGAGAAUGGCACGUUCUCCAACCUGAACCAGCUGACCGGACUGCGGCUAAUCGAUAACCAGAUCGAAAACGUCACCGUUGGCAUGUUUGCCGAUCUGCCCCGUCUGUCCGUGCUCAACCUGGCAAAGAACCGUGUGCAGAACAUCGAGCGCGGUUCGUUCGAUCGCAACCUGGACAUUGAGGCGAUCCGGCUGGACGGUAACUUCCUGACGGACAUUAACGGUAUCUUUGCGACGCUCGCUUCACUGCUGUGGCUGAACCUGGCCGAGAACCACCUGGUGUGGUUUGACUACGCGUUCAUCCCGAGCAACCUGAAGUGGUUGGACAUACACGGCAAUUACAUCGAGUCGCUCGGCAACUACUACAAGCUGCAGGAGGAGAUCAAGGUGAAGACGCUCGAUGCGAGCCACAACCGGCUGACGGACCUUGGGCCGAUGAACGUACCGAACAGUGUCGAGCUGCUGUUCGUCAAUGAUAAUCACAUUGGCACGAUCCAUGCAAACACCUUCAUCGACAAGGUUAACCUGGCCCGGGUGGACCUGUACGCGAACGCGCUCAAGAAGCUCCAGCUGCACCAGUUGCGCGUGGCGCCGGCACCAACGACGGACCGGCCGCUGCCAGAGUUUUACCUCGGUGGCAACCCGUUCGAGUGUGACUGUUCCAUGGAGUGGAUGCAACGAGUGAACAAUCUAACGACCCGGCAACAUCCCAAGAUUAUGGAUCUGCCGAACGUCGAGUGCAUUAUGCCGCACGCACGUGGCUCUCCGAUUCGUCCGAUUGUGUCGCUACAGCCGAAAGACUUCCUGUGCCGGUACGAGACGCACUGUUUCGCGCUGUGUCACUGUUGUGAUUUUGAUGCGUGUGACUGUGAGAUGACGUGUCCGUCGAACUGCACCUGCUACCACGAUCAAACCUGGGGCACGAACGUGGUGGACUGUGGCAAUCAGGGGGCCGCAUCCACGGCUGCUGCCGGUGGACUUCGGCCGGUGCCGAUGGACGCGACGGAAGUGUAUCUGGACGGGAACGACAUCCCGGAGCUGCAGCACCAUGUGUUUAUUGGGCGCAAGAAUCUGAAAGUUCUGUAUGCGAAUGCGAGUCAUAUCACCACUAUUCAGAACCGAACGUUUGCCGGGCUGACGGCACUGCAAGCACUCCAUCUGGAGGAUAAUGCACUGCAAAGGAUCCACGGGUACGAGUUCGAGAAUCUGGCACUGUUGCGUGAGCUGUACCUUCAGAAUAACGCACUGCAAAGCAUUGCCAAUGGGUCGUUUGCUCCGCUGUACUCGCUGCGAGUGCUACGGCUCGACGGCAACAAGCUGGUAACUAUGCCACUGUUCCAGCUGCAAGCUGCCCAAGGUAAUCUGCAGGCACUGCAGUCGCUCUCGCUCGGUCGCAAUCCUUGGAGCUGCCGGUGUCGGUUCCUACCCGAGUUGACCGCGUUCGUAGCGGACAAUGCGGUGAUCGUGCAAGACCCGCAAGAUGUGUACUGUGCCGAUGAUGGUGUGCAUCGUGAGCUAGACUUUAAUGUGAGUGCCGCGUGUAGUGACUUUUACGCCGGACGUUCCGUGCUACCCGGUGAUGGCCUAUCCGAAACGUACAUCCUGCUGAUGGCCAGUGCGUUCGUGCUUACCUGCCUGCUGCUCCUGGCCGUGCUAGUGUUUGUGUUCCGUGAGCCACUCCGCUUCUGGCUGUUCUCGCGUUACGGUGUGCGUGUGUUUGGACCGCGGUGUGAAGAUUCGGAAAAGUUGUACGACGCGAUCCUGCUGUACUCGGCCAAGGACGCUGAGCUGGUGGCACGCAGUAUAGCGAGUGAGCUAGAGAACGGGCGACCUCCGUUACGUUUGUGCUUACAGCAUCGGGAUCUUCCCGAGGAUGCAUCCCAUCUGCAGUUGCUGGAGGCUUCACGUGCCUCGCGGCGCAUUGUAGUGCUCUUGUCGCGUAACUUCCUGCAAACGGAGUGGAGUCGGUGUGAGCUGCGUCGCGCAGUGCACGAUGCACUUCGUGGCCGUCCGCACAAGUUGGUGGUGGUGGAGGAGGGUGGUGGUGUACUACUAGAGGCGGAGAACGAUGUAGAGUUGGUGCCCUAUCUGAAGACGACAACCGUGACGCGAGUACGGCGUGGCGAUCGUCACUUCUGGGAGAAGCUACGCUACGCCUUACCGGUCGAGGCUCCCUAUCGUGGCAACAACUACACCAUCGACCACCACGAACGGGUGAAGCAGACCGGUGCUGGAGGUGGUGCGGGCGGUGCAGGUGGUGCUGCUGGUGUUAUGUUCCGGCAACCUCCUCCACCCGCCUACUGCCCAGAGAUCGACGAGGCGAACUACUCUUCGGCGACGACGGCGACUCCUUCGCCGCGGCCCUCACGGCGCGGUAUGGUGGAGGUGCCGACCCAGCGUCCACCGAGUGAACACAUCUACUCGAGCAUCGAUUCCGACUACAGUACGCUCGAGUGCGAGAACAUGGUGAUGGCACCGGCCGGCGUACAUCGACCGUCGUGGCGAUCGGCUGGCGGACAUCCCGUGCAGAACGGUGGCACGAUGCAUCAUCCGCACGGUCCGGGUGCCGGUGGCCAUCACGUGCAGGCGUAUCUGGUAUGAGACGGCACGCGAGGCCGCCGUCUGUUAAGUCGUUAGUCAGUAGGGGUAAUAGUGCGUAGUGCGUCAACGAACGGAUGCGGAACUGAACGGAAGUGCUAAAUUUAAAUUGUACGCGUGUGUAUGUAUAGCAGAUGUAGAGAAAUGCGUAUCGAGUGCGUAAUUGUAAAAAGAAGAACGAACCCGCUCUUAAUCGAUUCUUUAGUUAGUUUCAUUUCAUAAGACGCAGCUGUACAUUGUAGACUCGUUUGUGUUACUAUUAUCUUUGCUUUUGUUCAUCGCUUUAGUCCUCACGUUUAAGCCGUGUAAAUGUAUAUGUGUAUGCUCGUUUUUAAAUUGUAUUUAAUUUUAUUAUUGCUCGAGACUCGGAACCGGAUUCGGGUGGUGCGGGUGCGUCGGUUUCGUGGACAAAAAUCCCCGGCUCCGUUCGCAAUCCCCCGCUCGCCUCUGUCUCCUCUCACUCACACAAAACAGUCAUCUCUUAAAGUAUUACUAGUAGGGCAAACGAAUACAAAAUGGUUGACAAAAGCGUAUGCGGCAUAUGACAUGUUGAUAGUUGAUGGUGAUGAACUGAAAUUCGAAACACCCAUCACUGGAUCAGCCCUAGAGGCGCUCCAGAGCAGCGUGACAGCAGCUGGAACAAGAGAGGGUCUGUAACUACGCGUUGACGUGUUUGUGAAUGCAGAAAGGCAAAGGAAAAGGAGAAAAAACUAUUUGUGAUAUCGUAUUUAAUAAGUUUUAAAUGUAAUAAUCGGUAGCGCGAGCGCAACACUGGGCAAAGAUGAGGAUUAGUCUAGCAAAAAAUGAAGAGUAAACAAAAGGGAUAUGAAAAUGCGAAGAAGGGAAGGUACUACCAAUACAACUCGUACACACCAAACACAAAACACUCUAGAAAAGCGCAUCAACUUUAUUGGUGGGACUGCAGAGGGACUAGCAGCAGCGCACACGUUAGUUUGCAGGAUAGGUAAAAUAAUGUUGUGGAACGGCGUGUUUCACACAACUUUACGUCAAAGCUCAAACAAAACACAACACAAGUGGAAACCUGCGACUGGAAGACCUGGAAUAAAGGAAUGAAGGAUACAAAACUUUUGAAAAACAAAUAUGGCUUAUUGUUUCGAUUUCAUUGGCAUAUUAGACAGAAAGAAGGAAAGAGCGGUUUUUGAUGCGGAACUUUGGCGGUCGACGAAUUGCAUUUUAAUUAUAGCUCGGUUUUCCACUUUUCGUUUUGUUGUCCACCUCCUGCUCGUUCCGAGUCUCCGGUGAAACCCGGAAGCAGCAAUACCUUUACGCAGGGACAGGUUUUUGCUGUCCGAUUCGUCAUCGUAGUCUUCGUAGUCCCGUCUCAAAAAAAGCACACAGGAAAAACUCAACUAAAAGGAUAAAAUGCCAUUUGCUAGAAGGCCAUAAUUAACACUAAAUGGCACACAUACACACACGCACACGGACUGGGACCGGCCUCCGGAGAUGCUCCGGUCCGGCGUGGAAUCAGUGUCAUGUGUUGUGCUGUCGCUCUCUGUGAACCGUCCCUUGUUUUUCCCUUCCAUUUCCCAGCAUGGAUGGGCGUCAGCAGGCAGACCUUCCUUAAUUAGUUUGCCAUCCCUGUCUGGUCCGGUUCGGUUUCGAUGUGUGCAUUGCUUAGGUGCGUGAGUGACAGUAUGGAAGGAACCGGAACACUUCCAACGGUAAGGAGCCAAGCCUCCUAACCCACCUCCCGGGGGUAGCCAGCGUGUAAUUAUUAUUUAAAUUAUUUAUUCACAACCUAUUUAACGAAGGACGAAGAUUUUCUCGGCACCAAGGAGCGUUUAGAACUUCAACCCACAUGCCAACGCACACACGCACACGUGUAGAAAGCGGAGGAAAAAAGGCAGGACACUUGUAAACAUACACAUUUCAACGGUGGUAUAGAAUUAGUGAAGCAGAUAAUUGCUGUUUGAAACUGAAGCAACAAAAAAAAACACAACAGGACUGAAGGAACGAAGGCAUGCAACCAAUUGUAAAAUAAAAAGUGGUAAAUGAAAGGUAAAGGCUUGUAAAUAGACGGUAGCUUAUAGAACUGUUAAAAGCGAACAACCCCUGUAACAUCCUGGAGCGAAUGAUUCCUUUCCUAUCAGACUGACUUAGUGGUAAUAGCGAAAGUGGUGGAGACAGGUGUCAGCAAGUGUGAUGAAAUCGUAUCAGCAGAAGAAGUAAAACGGAAAUCAGCAAGUGUGGUAAGACGAACAAUUGGCAAUAAUUUAGAACAGAAAAUCGCAAACAAUACUGACUGCACAUAGAACAGAAUUAAAUGUGGAAAAUUGUAAAAAAAAAAA
Messenger RNA from Anopheles stephensi (Asian malaria mosquito), 7596 nucleotides. It is a transcript of the gene Toll-7, whose product is annotated as toll-like receptor 7. NCBI's taxonomy places the organism in Eukaryota, Metazoa, Arthropoda, Insecta, Diptera, Culicidae. The transcript has a single exon. The record is from RefSeq and is a predicted model, not a curated record. Gene Ontology annotation, molecular function: protein binding. Bases 1316 to 5290 code for a protein of 1324 amino acids. Gene Ontology annotation, biological process: signal transduction.